AUGCAGGAAGCCGGCUACGAUUUACAAAGCCAAUACGAGUAUCUUAUUUUCCAUUUAUACUAUAUCGUCCCUCGUCUCGGUCGCGCCCCUUCAUACACUCAAAAGUGGAAGAGCUUCAUGACGGAUGACUUCUCGCCUUUGGAGUACAGCUGGAAUUGGGGGACAAAUAACAGUAGUCCAAACAUACGGUACAGCGUCGAGCUGAUUGGGGAUCAUGCUGGGUCAUCAAUUGACCCGCACAACCAACAUUCGACCAUAGAGCUUUGCGAUCAACUACAGUGGGACCUUCCAGGGACAAAUACGAGUCUGUUUAACGUUAUGCAAAAGGUUUUCUAUGACCCCAUAGUCACUCUUGCCGAGACCGCACCUGAUGUGGCCAACCGUAGCUCGCCUUCCUCGUUGUUUCUUGCGUUUGAGCUAGGAAAGCGCAUCGCAACAAAAGCUUAUUUCAUGCCUGUCAAAGCCGAGCAACAUGGCAUAUCGCGUGUCACCGUUCUCACCCAAGCAAUCGAGGCCCUCCGCAAGAGCGGAUAUCCGUGCACAGGAUAUGAGAAGCUCUUAAGAUUCAUGGCAACAGAACAAGGUUCCUCUCUAGAAAUCAUCAUAGUCGGAAUCGAUUGCGUCGAACCUAAAGACUCCCGCCUGAAAGUGUACCUACGCUCCCCCCACACCAGCUUCUCAAAAGUCUGCGAAACACUCACACUCGGAAACACGUUGGAUACACUUUCCGACGACACUCGAACCAACCUGAAAGAUCUAUGGCGUCUGACUCUGGGUCUCCCCUCCGACUUCUCCGAACACAGCGAAUUACAUUCCAAAGAUCACGAAACUGCCGGUAUACUGUACUACUUCGACAUUCAGAUCAAUGGCUCGGGCUUGCAGCCUAAGCUAUACAUCCCAAUUAGACACUAUGCAACUAGUGAUGCUUCGGCGGCGAAUGGAUUGGGUAUGUAUCUCAAAAGUCGGCAACAAGACGCAUGCUUUCCCGACUAUAUGAGAGCAUUGCAGCGUACGUGUACGCAUCGUACUCUCGAUAUGCAUAGCGGAUAUCAAACCUACAUUGGGACUAGCUUCAAGAACGAUGGCUCUUUGUCUCUUUGCUCUUACAUCAACGGGGAAGCUUUCCAUCCUGAUCGGGUACAUGUCUGA
Messenger RNA from Periconia digitata, 1149 nucleotides. The record is from the annotation of a GenBank genome assembly. Lineage: Eukaryota; Fungi; Ascomycota; Dothideomycetes; Pleosporales; Periconiaceae.